This is a messenger RNA of Blumeria graminis f. sp. triticale, 885 nucleotides long. The record is from the annotation of a GenBank genome assembly. NCBI's taxonomy places the organism in Eukaryota, Fungi, Ascomycota, Leotiomycetes, Helotiales, Erysiphaceae.
AUGCCUGACGAGCGAGACGACAAAAGAGUAGAGCAGAACAUGGAGGCAUUCCGUGUGAGUACAGAAAAUAUUAAGAUUAGCUCAGAUAGUGUACAAAAACAGUACUCUAUCUUUGUCGGGAGAAUGACAGACAUCAAGCAGCUACCUGAGGCAAAAGCUAUAUUGGAUCAACUUGAAGAUGCCCUCGGAAACUUUGUGAAGGCAAUAGAAUCUUAUACCUGUACACUAAGUGCACAUGCUCUUUCUUUUGUGAUGGCAUCUGAGUCUAUUACCUGUCAGCUCUCUACGAAUGACUUUGUAAAGCAUAGUCAAACAAAUUUUCAAUCCUUUCAGAAGCCAUACGUUGCACCCACACAGUCUACAAUUAUUACGCCUCCGGGUAAACCUUCGAGAUGGGCUUUUCGGCGUCAAGUGAGAGACACUAGUGAAUCGGGCUCGUCCCAAGUGCUUAUUAUUCAGAAAGGUCUAGUUGCAGGACACACAUCAGAGUCUAUUCCUGCUACUUCUUUACAAUCCAGUGUAACCCAUGGUGUUGUUUCGAGAGCUCAAAGUGUAGCAGAUACAGAAUACUCUUUUGCAACUAAAACACCUUCAUCGAUAUCUGUGGAAGAAAUUGCGGACAACAUAAGUCCAGUCGAAGCUGUGCAUAUGAAGUCUAUUGGAAGGUGGAUAUCCACUUAUUUGGACAAUGACUCUACAUUCUCGCAAAUAAUAGAGGCGGCUAUAAUUGACAACUUCACUGCAACCGGAUUACCUAGAGAUGUAAUUACAUACGUUAGACAACGCAUGUCACAGGUUAUUGAUUAUGAUGCUUACGAUGAGCUUGAGCAGGAUGCAUCCGAGACAUUGACUUGGUGCAAGAACUUUAUAGAAAAUAUUUAUUGA